AUGAAGGGACAACCAUGUGGGGUUAUGCCUGGUAAAACGAAUAUGGGGAAGGAAGCUAACCCUAUGAAGGAUGACAAUGGGAUGAAUAAACAGAAUAAUGAUACUGUUGCUCCUGAAGUGAAUGAUAAUUCUGGUACUGACUCUCUCAAAGGGCCUUGGAUGGAUGUUACCCCUAGAAGAAAACCUAGAAAUGAUGGUAAGGAUGCAAAUGGGAAAGGCUCUACUUCUAAAGCUAACGGUUCUAGAUUUGACACUCUGCGACAAGUUGAUGAGAAUUUUGGAAGGAAUGAAAGGGAUGCCAAUACAGAGCAUGUGCAUAACCAUAUUCGAUCUAGCUUUGUUGCUAAUAAUGCGAAGGGACUUGGGCCUAAGGUGUGGAGUAAAUCGCAGAAGCCUAAGAUUGCUGAUAGGACAUCUUUACAUGAUACUUCAAUCCGGAAGAUUCAAAGACAACAAGUUCUGGUGAGGCAAAAGUACUAUAACAAAGUACUUUGUAAUAGAAACUUAUGUACACAUUUUAUAAAUUAA
Messenger RNA from Prunus armeniaca (apricot), 528 nucleotides. The record is from the annotation of a GenBank genome assembly. NCBI's taxonomy places the organism in Eukaryota, Viridiplantae, Streptophyta, Magnoliopsida, Rosales, Rosaceae.